Filobasidium floriforme is the source of this 1053-nucleotide messenger RNA. Its product is annotated as casein kinase I isoform delta. Gene Ontology annotation, biological process: endocytosis; peptidyl-serine phosphorylation; signal transduction. NCBI's taxonomy places the organism in Eukaryota, Fungi, Basidiomycota, Tremellomycetes, Filobasidiales, Filobasidiaceae. Gene Ontology annotation, molecular function: protein serine/threonine kinase activity; ATP binding. Gene Ontology annotation, cellular component: nucleus; cytoplasm. The transcript is spliced from 6 exons. The coding region runs from base 1 to 1053 and encodes 350 amino acids. The record is from RefSeq and is a predicted model, not a curated record.
AUGGCUAUGGAUCUCCGCGUAGGCACCAAAUACCGUAUCGGUAAAAAGAUCGGAUCCGGUUCUUUCGGUGACAUCUACCUCGGUGUCAACAUCGUCUCCGGUGAAGAGGUUGCCAUCAAGUUGGAGUCCGUCAAGGCCAAGCACCCCCAGUUGGAGUACGAGAGCAAGGUGUACAAGUCGUUGGCCGGGGGUGUCGGAGUGCCUUUCGUCAGGUGGUACGGGACCGAGUGUGAUUACAACGCCAUGGUCUUGGAUCUCUUGGGCCCGUCCUUGGAAGACUUGUUCAACUUCUGUAACCGCAAGUUCAGCUUGAAGACGGUCCUCCUUCUCGCCGAUCAGCUCAUCUCUCGAGUCGAGUACAUUCACUCGCGCAACUUUAUCCACCGAGACAUCAAGCCCGACAACUUCCUCAUGGGAAUCGGCAAGCGAGGCAACCAGGUCAACGUGAUUGAUUUCGGGUUGGCAAAGAAAUACAGGGACCCCAAGACCCACUUGCACAUUCCCUACAGGGAGAACAAGAACCUGACGGGUACCGCUCGAUACACCUCGAUCAACACCCAUCUGGGUGUCGAGCAAUCCAGGCGUGAUGAUCUCGAGUCGCUCGGAUACGUGCUCAUGUACUUUUUGAGGGGAGCUCUGCCUUGGCAAGGAUUGAAGGCUGCUACCAAGAAGCAGAAGUACGACCGAAUCAUGGAGAAGAAGAUGACCACGGCGACCGAGAUCCUCUGUCGAGGAUUCCCCAACGAGUUCCCCAUCUACCUCAACUACUGCCGAUCCCUUCGAUUUGACGACAAGCCCGACUACUCGUACCUCCGAAAACUCUUCAGGGACCUCUUCGUCCGAGAAGGGUUCCAGUAUGACUACGUCUUUGACUGGUCCGUCCAGGGAAAGCCCAACUUGGCCAUGGAGCAACAGAGGGCGCGUGAGGCCGGGCAGGACGCUUCGGGUGCGCAACAGCAGGCGACCGAGAACCAGAGGCAGUUGAGGUCGUCCACUAGGAUGGCCGGUGCCGGAGCUGGAGCUGGGAGGGAGGCGCCCGCUGGGAACUGGUAG